UACACCGCGCGUUUUCGUGUACAUGAGCUUAAAAGCAGCUGCGAAGCGUGUAUGCGCUGUACGUAAACUCAGGCACCCAGUAACAAGGAGCGGACUUUCCAGCCUCGAGGCGAAUAUAAUAAGUCACAUUUUCCCUGGAACCUUAUGAAACAUGUGCAGGUGACAAGGCGGCAUAAUGACUUUCACUGGGCGUGCGCUGUGAAAUUAACUGAAAAUAACGGACAGCCGUUUUUUGUGCAAUGCUUUCUGGCCCAACAUACAGCACGGACUUUUUGACAAACAGGAUAAUGGGUGUUGAACCUCCUAGCAAAAAGCGGAAGUGGGAAGAUAGUGAUCAUUAUUUGGACAAGGAAACACAUAUAGACUUCCAGGGCAAUUCGAUCGGACGCUUUUUCGAUAGCCCACAGAUGAAGUCGACAUCGUCAGGCUUUGUUAAUGAUUUAGUUGAACCCCACAGCUUUCUUGGAUCUUCCCAAACAUCGGAAUCGUUGCUUUCGAGCAACUACGCUCGUGGUAUGAAUCCACUGGUUGGCUCGACAUUUGGCUUCAGUGUGCCCGAUACCGACAAAUUUCCUAUGGGCAACCGAGAAGAAUUAACAACGCCGAAUGGUUUGGCCGGCUAUGAUUCUUCGAUACUUCUAGAAAACUCUUAUCUCUACGUCGAUGCUAGUGCUACCACUGUCAUGGAUGCCGAGCAGCAACAAAUGCUGCUUCAUUCACGUGAUCCGUACCCGUUUGGUUUGGCCACCACACCGCCACUUCCAACAGCUGUAAGCCAGAUGACCACUAAUCGGCUGGAUUUGGAUGCCACGACGUUGUUACUGGCCGACCAAUGCUUUCUUCAACACCGACCGAAUAACGCCACUCCGAGACUAGCGGGUAGCUGUGGAAGCAGUACUGAGAGCUCGACCGCCACAACAUUUGACCUUGUCCCUCAGUCAUCCUUCGCCACUGAAAUUGGCAAUGGUGGACAACAUCCAUACCUACUUCCUUCGCAUCUGAAUGAUCCGCCCAUGGACCAUGUCGGCUCGCAACUGACGCAUGAACAUGAUAACACCAGGGUGGCAAGGCUAGGUUCGCCACUGAAUUGUCCUCAGCCACUGCUCUGUUUCGACGGGUCCGAAAUACUCCAACAACACAGCAACACCAACACAACUGAGACAGAUUACGUCAGUGCUAACGGUGAAUCCACGGAGGCCGGAUUCGUGUUUCGAUGUAGCGGGAAUGAUACCAGGAAAGAGGGAACGAACAGCUUAUCUGCUAGUGAACACGAUGUACGAGACGCCUCGUUGGAUGAGCUGUACAGUGGCUGCAUGGAAUUUGUGAGACCAUCCACAGACGGACACGUGUUUGAGGAACUGCAGUCAAAUCCGCUCGACCCCUUGCAUUCCUUUGAUAAUCCAUCCGAUUCGGUUGACAUACGGCGGGACAAAGUGAGUGGGAAAUUCAAGCAUGCCACACAUCACAACACCGAACUUUCAGGAGCGAAUUCGGAGAAAAGGUGCAAGGUGUGCGGUGAUCGGGCAGUCAAUCACAACUUUGGCCAACUUACAUGCGAAUCUUGCAAAGCGUUUUUCCGACGAAAUGCACAUAAGUUACUACCCAGUCUAUUGGACCGAACCUUCGAAUGUCGAAGCGAUGUCGAUAUGACAACGGUGCAGUACUCCCUUUCACUAAGUCGGUCAAAAUAUUUGGUGGAACUGACGUGUACGUCGAAGACAGGCGAGCACGAGAUUACUCCGAGCACGCGACGUGAGUGUCCAGCAUGCAGGUUGAAAAAAUGCUUUCUCGUGGGUAUGCGGCCCGAUCUGAUUCAAGUGCGGAAAAAGGACGGCAGCAAACCACGUUGGUUGGACAAGGUUCCAAGUGCUGCGAUUGUACACGAAAAGCAUCUACAAUCAAACGAACUGCAAGGUAAAUCGGUUUGGAUGUCGACAUCUAAGCUGAAAACUCAAAACACCGGCCGUAUAACAAAGCAGGUGAGCAGCAAAGAGUCACGUGAGGAUGUUUGCAGUACGGAUAGUGGAAGCUGUUUGUCAAUGGAUGUUACAUCCCACGAGGUUUCACAUCCUUAUUGCCAAGGUCUACAAAAAAAUGACAAUCCAGACCUGUUUGAUCUAGGAGUAGUUGGCCUCGUCUCCGACACACUUUCUGCAGUGGAUCAGGCUGAUGGUGAUAAAUCAAACAAUGAGGAACGAAAACAGCAGCAGAAGCAACAGCAACAACAACAAUAUCCUUCUGACCGGUUUGUCCAUCUGAAUUACGAUAUUUGUCCCGUUGGGCAGCCAGCAUUGGACCUCCAAGCCAGUGUGCAGAGUUCAACGGACGUUCAACAGCCACAACAACAGGAACUGUUACACCGACAACCCAACGCAGUCGGUCUGUCCGAGUGUCCGACUGGGUCGGUUUUGGUCACACCAAACACCCGUGCCAACAUUUCGGUAGUUCACCUCAGCCCGAAACCCGCGAACCUAAUCCCAACGGUGGCUGUUGCAACGGUUGGCCCCUAUUCCAGUGCAGACGGUCUAGUUCCAAACUUGGUGCAAAGUCCGGAAUAUCCGUUUAAGAAUAAAUGCCCCGUCGCCCCAACCACUGUCACAUCGGUGAAUCACAAUGCACUCAAUACGCUAGGCGAGUACUGUGUAGACGCACUGUUACUCCGAAAGUCUAAAAUUCCAUCAAAAUUCUACCCAGUCCUAUUUUAUCCACCAUAUUUGUUCUCUCAUCAUCUUGCAGAGGACUUCAUCUUGGUGACGAACUCGCCUCGAUUACUAGUUCCAACCAAUGUCGUCACCAUUGGUGCGGCAACGGCUGUAACCACCAACUCCCAAGCUGUCAUCACUGCCGAAGCCGUUCCCCCCACACCAAGAACCAUAGGUCUGGGAGUCAACCUGGUACACAUGAGCCAUCCGAGCCUCAGUCCUCGGGUCCCGUAUACCCAGUACCCCCAACAUGGGCCUGAGAAGCCAUCUGUACAGUCGAGCCCUUCUCCCAACGCGCACCCCGCCGAACCCCAAGGCCAAACAAUUUUGACUUCACUCUGGAGUCCACCUUCAACUCAUGGUAUUCAAACCAACAACCUCAUACCUGUAGCAAAUAAUACUACUGAUAAUAUCGUUCCAACACUUGUGCCUUCGUUUUCGAAUUGUGUCUUGACUGCUCCCAUCCAGUCGCUCUCUCCACAAACCACCACACUAAUCAACUCUACGCAGAUGCUGAACAACUCGUUUACCUUAGCCGGAAGUACCUCAAUCCGCCUUCCCGUCGAUACAGUGCCUUCGACAAUGGGUACCGUGGCCUUGACUGCUAUCCUACCGUCAUCCUCUCCACAAAUUAUUCGACCGGAAAAUCUUUUCCCGAACCAGUCCACAUUACUACUGUCCAACACGGCGGAACCCCCAAUUAUUGUUGCUCAAGCGCCCCAGUCCGUCAACUGUUCCACGUCCUAUAUUGGUGUUUUUUCUCAGACCACCGAUUGGUCUGUCUCACCGACAGCCUCCGUCCAAGCCGGGAUUAUUCCCAAGUCCUCGCCUUUCAAAAUUCCCGAAGUACGUGGAUUCUCCGACAACAUUUGUCCGCAAGCGUCACCUGCCGAAGUGUAUUGGCGCUUAUCUCCCAUGGAUCAACUGGAGCCUUGUAUCUCGCAGUCAAGUGAGUUUCGUUUUCUCUCGAACCGUAUAGUUUGCCUCAUUUGCCAUUUACUGAUUCCCGAGUCUCCACGUUUAUCUCGCCCACAAGGCUCGUUGAUAAAAAAGAAAGAUCAGUCAGAUCAAUUGCCAACCGGUUGUCAAAAUAUACCCUCGACAGUGCGAUGGACAGCUCAACCUGACUGCUCUCUACGAAUGGUUAGUCGUGCCUGGAACGCCAUGUGGCAUGAAGGCAUCUGGCCAAAUCCGAACUCCAUAAACCUAGAUUUUGGGACGGAAUCCUUUGACAUGAUGGAUUGGCGUUCGUCAAUUGCUAGUCUGUGGACCGAUGUGUUUCUUCGACGAAUCUCAACCUUCGCCGUACAUUUAUUCUGCUCAUUGUGGGGUAAAACGCCAACUGAUGCUAUGCAAAGCCUGAUUGUAGAGGCACAACCGGAGGUCGCGGCUAAAACGAGUUCUGAAGAAUGCAAGACAGUCGGAGAUGAACAAGUUGAAACCUCAUGGAUAACUUGGAAAGAUGUAUUGUGGAUGGCUGAACAUCGGUUUAUCGACUGCAUUCCCAUCUUGCUGAUCAGCUGUUUGCAAUGCUCACCACGCUACACCGACAGCAUGCAAGUAGCCUCGGUAUCAAUGCCAACACGAGCAACAACCCAGACUCCCGAUUUCGGUGCCACCAGAUUGUGCGUGUCCACAGGUUCAGAGGAGCUAGCAAGCCUGCUGCCGAGCCGGUCAGCCUCACAAGCUAGAACAAAACUGGAAAAUUUGGACACUAAUUCAUCCAGAUCAAUAGUGGAUCCAAACUUCUCAGUUAUGUGGAGUUCCGCUGAUCCACUGCAGUCCAAUUCCAUGGCCCACAUGCAAGCAAUUGAAGCCCCCAACAUUCCAGUUUGUACACCCAACAGUUGUCAUUCAACCGUAAUGCUGGAUAUGGUGGACGCAUAUGAGGCAUCCAAUGAAACUGCAGUGCACUUUGAAUGUGAACCUGGCGGUCAUGCCUACCUCAGCCUGAGCAACUUGAGCUCAGCUUUGGCCAAGAUUCAGACAGAUGUGACAAAACAUUCCCAACGAGGGCACCCAUCUUACCCGAUCCUACAAUACUUGGACUCCUAUGUACUUCGGUUUGGAAGCUUUCUUGCCUAUCAUCCCGUACUUCUGAGUUCCUUCAUAGCGCUAAAACUGACGGAUCCGGGAGAGUCACGAACACAUGGACAGGUUGACCAAGCUGUGUUGUUAGAAAUGGGAGAACGCGAACGGAGACUAAGAAGGUUGAACGAGCAGUUCAUCACAGUGUUUAGUAAUGCUGCAGACCUGGUCGCCCUGGAUGCAAGUCGGACCGACCAUGAGUCACGUAAAGUUCCUUCUGAGCAUCCAGAUGUGACCCACAUCAAACCAGAAGAACUAGAUGCAGCUAAUUCCCGACGCGCCAUGCUGAACGACUUUCUUGCAUGGAGUAGAACGUUCGAUAGUGCAUGGCGUGAGUUUCAACGAAAUACCUGGGCUCAACUUGCACAGAGCAGUGGUGAUGCACAGACCAAUGCUCUACAUCGGUUGACUACAUUCUACGCGCAAGAUGGACGAAUUUCACAACGAUAUCUUCUAAACCUGCUACUCGAAAGUUUGAACGAACUUCAGUAGACCUCAUCUCAUCAGGUGACCUAAGUUUUGGGAUAAUAAUCAUGGCCUAUACGUACAUCCAUAUUCCGGAGAAAGCAUUGAGAGUUUUGCCUUUGUGGCAAGUAUUUUUUGCUCACUACUAUGAUUUGGAACUGUGAAUCCAGUGCAUUCUAAGAACAUCCACCCUCUUCCUCGUUGUCCCGUGUAAAUUUCUCUUUGAAUGUCUUAGGAUUUUACAAUAGGUUGAAACCACCUUUGUGAGCUACCUCUCACUACUAACACAAGCAGCU
Molecule: messenger RNA, 5551 nt
Organism: Opisthorchis viverrini
Lineage: Eukaryota; Metazoa; Platyhelminthes; Trematoda; Opisthorchiida; Opisthorchiidae
Exons: 9
Coding region: 240-5282 (1680 amino acids)
Biological process (GO): negative regulation of transcription by RNA polymerase II; cell differentiation; positive regulation of transcription by RNA polymerase II
Molecular function (GO): zinc ion binding; nuclear receptor activity; RNA polymerase II cis-regulatory region sequence-specific DNA binding
Source: RefSeq, a predicted model, not a curated record